Micromonas pusilla CCMP1545 is the source of this 1134-nucleotide messenger RNA. Its product is annotated as protein arginine methyltransferase. Gene Ontology annotation, molecular function: protein-arginine N-methyltransferase activity. NCBI's taxonomy places the organism in Eukaryota, Viridiplantae, Chlorophyta, Mamiellophyceae, Mamiellales, Mamiellaceae. Gene Ontology annotation, biological process: peptidyl-arginine methylation. The coding region runs from base 1 to 1134 and encodes 377 amino acids. The record is from RefSeq and is a predicted model, not a curated record. The transcript is spliced from 2 exons. Gene Ontology annotation, cellular component: nucleus.
AUGCUCGACGACGUCCCUCGGACGCGCGCGUACCGCGUCGCGUUGGAGAAGAACCCGACGCUGACAGCUGGCGCGACGGUGUUGGACGUCGGCUGCGGGACGGGGAUCUUGUCCAUGUUCGCCGCGAGAGGCGGCGCCGCGAGCGUCGUCGGCGUCGACGGCGCGGCCGCGAUCGCGGACGUCGCGCGCGCGAACGUGAGGGAUAACGGAUUGUCGGAUAAGGUGACGAUCGUGCACGGGAAGCUGGAGGAGUUGCUUCGAGAAGAAGAAGAAGAAGAAGGAGAAGGCGCCGGCGGCAGGUUAUUACGCGCGGCGGCGGCGGACGGGUCGACGUCGAAAUUCGACGUCUUGGUGUCCGAGUGGAUGGGAUACGGGCUCCUGUACGAGUCCAUGCUCGACACCGUCAUCGCCGCGCGGGACGCGCUGCUCAAGCCCGGCGGCGCGGUGCUCCCGGACGUCGCGACGAUUCACGUCGCGGGGUUCGGCCGCAACGCGACGAGCCUCCCGUUCUGGGACGACGUGUACGGGUUUCGAAUGCCGGAGGUGCAGUCGCGUUUAAUCCAAGACGCGGCGCGCUCUGGUUUCGCGGUCGUGUGCCCGGUGAAGGGCGAGCACGUCGUGACAUCCUCCGCGGAAGUCCAGAGGCUCGACCUCGCGACGAUGACCGUGAAGGACACGGAGUUCACGUCGUCGGAGUGCGUCUUGACGGCGCGCGGCGACGGCGUCCGCGGCGACGAAGAAGACGCUUGCCACGGCGUCGUGAUGUGGUUCGACACGGAGUUCAGCGCGCGGUUCUGCGUCGACGCGCCGACGACGCUGUCCACGAGUCCGUACGAGGAGAAGACGCACUGGGCGCAGGCGAUGCUGCACUUCCCGGAGCCGAUAUUUUUGCAUCCGGACGGGUGCCUCGCGACGACGGGCGGCGGCGGCGGCGGCGGUUCGGAAUCGGAAUCGGAAUCGGAUCUCGGCGGCGAAGCGCGCCCCGCGCACGGGGUGAAGGUGAGAUUGGGGAUGGCGAAGUGCGACGCCGCGCGGAACGAUCACCGCGCGUUGGACGUUUCGCUGGAGUGGGUUCCCGUGGACGCGGACGGGAACGAAGGCGGGAAGAGGCGCGCGAGGAUAUACAAGCUGUAG